GUCCUGCUUUCAUCACAUUCCUUUGCCAACCUCCUUCAACUUCUCCAACCUCUCAAACCCACCAACAAUGAAGCUGCAGGUCACCCUGUUACUCAUCUGCCUGUUUUUUCCAGAAGCGCCAGGAUUGAAGUGUUAUGAGUGUACGUCAGGGCUGUCUGGAACCUGCACAAAAAAGGAGAGACACUGUCCAGAUCAGUGUGUCAGCGUGAACACCGCAACGUACUUUGCUGGUGUAAAGCAGGAGGUUGUUAGGAAGGGCUGUGCAGCAAAUGCAGGGCAGUGUAUAACAGGCAGUCUGAACCUGGGUGUUGUGAGGACGACCGUCAACUCCAGAUGCUGCAGUACUGACCUCUGCAACAGCCAGUCAGUCCCAGCUUUAACAAAAAAGUCUCUAAACGGGAGGAAGUGCUACACCUGUGUUGAUGACAUAUGUACAGGAAGUGUGAGCUGCGAAGGCGAUGAAGAUCACUGCAUCAGCGGCACAGCUGAUGCUGGUGGUGUGAGAAUGACGGUGAAAGGUUGUGCCAGUAGGAGUUACUGCGUUUCUCCUGCAUCGAGUAUUCUUGCAGAUGGUAUCUCCGGAGGUGUGAGCUGCUGUAACUCGGAUCUGUGUAACGGAGCUGAGGGGGUUAAUCUAAGCCUCCUCCUUCUACUGGGACCCCUACUCUCCUCCAUUCUCCUCCACUAAUCUCUACCUAAACAUUUUUUUUAUUUGCAUCUUCUUUUCUGUUAAAAUAAGACAUAUAAGAAUUAUGAUAAAAUACAUAUUAAAAAGGGUUUUACAUAUUUUAUAUUGUUAUUCAUUUAGCAUUCAGCUGCGUUUAGACACAUCGCACAUUAAUUAAUAAUUAUUAAGGAGUUAAGAAGGCUAUAUUACACUGUUCAGCCGAUACAGCCUGGAUACAAGAUGAGAUACAGUUGGAUAUGGAGGUAUACAGAUUCUGUAUGGAAUCCUGCGGCACAUUUUUUAUCUGCAGCUUUAGAUCAUACUCUGCACUCAUAGGUUGCUGAAGCUAUCGUCCCCUUGAUGUGUAUAGGUGAGCUUUGUCCUGCUAAAAAAAAUGCCAUUUGGAAGCCUGCCAAAAAAGGAGCACAUGUGGGACAAGGAAAAAAAAAUACUUACAUCGUUCUCAAGCAUUAAAAUGUAGUUAUUAAUGUUAAUGUUGUUAAAGUUAUUAAUGUCAAAUACUGUCAAUUAAUAAUUAGUUCCUUUCUUCAUAUGGUCUGGGACUGUCCAAUAAUUGAAAAGAUUGGAAAGA
Astyanax mexicanus (Mexican tetra) is the source of this 1259-nucleotide messenger RNA. RefSeq names its product urokinase plasminogen activator surface receptor-like. Bases 68 to 688 code for a protein of 206 amino acids. NCBI's taxonomy places the organism in Eukaryota, Metazoa, Chordata, Actinopteri, Characiformes, Acestrorhamphidae. The transcript is spliced from 5 exons. The record is from RefSeq and is a predicted model, not a curated record.